This is a messenger RNA of Lagopus leucura (white-tailed ptarmigan), 5073 nucleotides long. It is a transcript of the gene PPFIA2, whose product is annotated as PTPRF interacting protein alpha 2. The transcript has 31 exons. Lineage: Eukaryota; Metazoa; Chordata; Aves; Galliformes; Phasianidae. Gene Ontology annotation, cellular component: presynaptic active zone. Gene Ontology annotation, molecular function: protein binding. The record is from RefSeq and is a predicted model, not a curated record. Gene Ontology annotation, biological process: synapse organization. Bases 208 to 3519 code for a protein of 1103 amino acids.
GCUGGUACGAGCAUUGAGAAUAACAUUCAAAGGACCAUAUCCUGCCCUAAUGAAUUUGCUGCACUUACAAAAGAAUUAAAUGCAUGUAGGGAACAGCUGCUUGAAAAGGAGGAGGAGAUUUCAGAACUGAAGGCCGAAAGAAACAACACAAGACUGUUACUGGAGCAUUUGGAGUGCCUUGUCUCAAGACACGAAAGAUCACUGAGGAUGACAGUGGUGAAACGGCAAGCACAGUCUCCCUCAGGAGUUUCCAGUGAAGUUGAGGUCCUCAAAGCUCUGAAAUCUCUGUUUGAGCACCACAAGGCUCUGGAUGAAAAGGUAAGGGAACGACUGAGGGUUUCUUUAGAAAGAGUCUCUGCACUGGAAGAAGAACUCGCUGCUGCUAAUCAGGAGAUUGUAGCUUUGCGUGAACAAAAUGCACACAUUCAAAGGAAAAUUGCAGCUGGUGAAGGGCCUGCUGAAUCAGAACAUAUUGAAGGAAUGGAGCCAGGGCAAAAGGUUCAUGAAAAGCGCUUGUCGAAUGGCUCCAUAGACUCAAAUGAUGAAACCAGUCAAGUUAUAGAACUCCAGGAGCUACUUGAAAAGCAAAACUAUGAAAUGGCACAAAUGAAGGAACGUUUGGCUGCACUGUCAUCCCGGGUGGGAGAGGUAGAGCAGGAAGCAGAAACUGCCAGGAAGGAGCUCAUUAAAACAGAAGAAAUGAACAGUAAAUAUCAGAGAGACAUUAGAGAGGCAAUGGCACAAAAGGAAGAUAUGGAAGAAAGGAUCACUACACUGGAAAAGCGCUACCUCAGUGCACAGAGAGAAUCCACCUCCAUACAUGACAUGAAUGACAAGCUGGAAAACGAACUGGCAAACAAAGAAGCCAUCCUACGUCAGCUGGAAGACAAAAACAGACAGCUGCAAGAGCGUCUAGAGUUGGCAGAACAGAAGCUCCAGCAGACAAUGAGGAAGGCAGAAACCUUACCUGAAGUGGAGGCUGAACUGGCUCAGAGAAUUGCAGCUCUGACUAAGGCAGAAGAAAGACAUGGAAACAUUGAAGAACGUAUGAGACACUUAGAAGCUCAACUUGAAGAGAAGAAUCAGGAACUUCAAAGAGCAAGGCAAAGAGAAAAAAUGAAUGAGGAGCAUAACAAAAGAUUAUCAGAUACUGUAGACAGACUUCUGACAGAAUCCAAUGAACGCCUUCAGCUGCACCUAAAAGAGAGAAUGGCAGCACUUGAAGAAAAGAACGUGUUGAUUCAAGAGUCUGAAAGUUUCCGGAAAAAUCUGGAAGAAUCUUUACAUGACAAGGAAAGACUUGCAGAAGAAAUUGAGAAACUGAGAUCUGAACUGGAUCAAAUGAAAUUGAGAGCUGGUUCUUUAAUUGAACCCACAUUGUCAAGGCCUCAUCUGGACUCAUCAGCAGAGUUGAGGUAUUCUGUGGGCUCACUGGUGGAGAGCCAGUCUGACUAUCGGUCAACUAAGGUGAUAAGGCGACCUAGAAGGGGACGCAUGGGAGUACGCAGAGAUGAACCAAAGGUAAAAUCACUUGGAGAUCAUGAGUGGAAUAGGACUCAGCAGAUUGGUGUUUUGAGCAGUCAUCCAUUUGAAAGUGACACUGAAAUGUCUGACAUUGAUGAUGAUGAUAGAGAAACGCUUUUCAGCUCCAUGGACCUCUUGUCACCAAGUGGCCAUUCUGAUGCCCAGACGCUGGCCAUGAUGCUUCAGGAGCAGCUAGAUGCAAUCAAUAAAGAAAUCAGGUUAAUCCAAGAAGAAAAAGAGUCAACAGAACUGCGUGCUGAAGAGAUAGAGAACAGAGUGGCUAGUGUGAGUCUGGAAGGCUUAAAUCUAGCCAGAGUCCAUCAAGGUACAUCCAUUACUGGCUCAGUGACAGCAUCAUCACUUGCAAGCUCUUCCCCUCCCAGCGGACACUCAACUCCUAAACUCACCCCUCGCAGUCCUGCCAGGGAGAUGGAUAGAAUGGGGGUUAUGACGCUGCCAAGCGAUCUAAGGAAACAUCGGAGAAAGAUUGCAGUAGUCGAAGAAGAUGGACGUGAAGAUAAAGCCACGAUCAAAUGUGAAACUUCUCCCCCUCCAACACCCAGAGCUAUCAGAAUGACUCAUACCCUUCCUUCUUCAUACCACAAUGAUGCCAGAAGUAGUUUACCUGCUUCAUUGGAGCCAGAAAGUAUUGGUCUUGGCAGUGUCAGUAGCAGUCAGGACUCCCUGCACAAAGCUCCAAAGAAGAAAGGAAUCAAGUCCUCGAUAGGACGCUUGUUUGGUAAAAAAGAGAAGGCUCGACUUGGACAGCUCAGAGGUUAUAUUGAAACAGAAGCGGCAGCACAAGAGUCUCUGGGAUUAGGCAAACUUGGAACCCAAGCAGAAAAAGACCGAAGGCUAAAGAAGAAGAAAAGCAUAUCUGGACAUGAACUUCUGGAAGAAGCUCGGAGAAAGGGUUUGCCCUUUGCCCAGUGGGAUGGGCCUACGGUGGUCGCCUGGCUGGAACUCUGGCUGGGAAUGCCAGCUUGGUAUGUGGCCGCCUGCCGUGCCAAUGUGAAGAGUGGAGCCAUCAUGUCUGCUUUAUCUGACACCGAGAUUCAAAGAGAAAUUGGAAUCAGCAAUCCUCUUCAUCGCCUAAAACUCCGAUUAGCAAUCCAGGAGAUGGUAUCACUCACAAGCCCAUCGGCACCUCCAACAUCUAGAACACCCUCAGGCAAUGUUUGGGUGACCCAUGAAGAAAUGGAAAAUCUUGCUGCUCCAGCUAAAACGAAAGAGUCUGAAGAAGGCAGCUGGGCCCAGACCCUGGCCUAUGGUGACAUGAACCACGAGUGGAUAGGUAAUGAAUGGCUGCCCAGCCUGGGCUUACCUCAGUACCGCAGUUACUUCAUGGAGUGCCUGGUCGAUGCGAGGAUGUUGGAUCAUCUGACGAAGAAAGAUCUGCGUGUGCACUUGAAAAUGGUGGACAGCUUCCAUCGAACAAGCUUGCAAUAUGGAAUCAUGUGUUUAAAGAGAUUGAAUUAUGAUAGAAAAGAACUGGAAAAGCGAAGAGAAAUGAGUCAGCAUGAAAUAAAAGAUGUGUUGGUGUGGAGCAACGACCGCGUCAUCCGCUGGAUCCAAGCGAUCGGCCUACGGGAAUACGCAAACAAUAUUCUAGAAAGCGGUGUACAUGGUUCCCUUAUAGCACUGGAUGAGAACUUUGAUUACAGCAGUUUAGCUUUAUUAUUACAGAUUCCAACGCAAAACACCCAGGCACGGCAGAUCCUUGAGAGAGAAUACAACAACCUUUUAGCACUAGGAACUGAAAGACGACUUGAGGAAAGCGACGACAAGAACUUCAGGCGCGGCCCCUCCUGGCGACGACAGUUUCCCCCCCGUGAGGUCCAUGGCAUCAGCAUGAUGCCCGGCUCCUCCGAAACGCUGCCGGCCGGCUUCAGGUUGACCACGACCUCAGGGCAGUCCCGGAAAAUGGCAACUGACGUUGCUUCAUCACGACUGCAGAGGUUAGACAGCUCAACAGUUCGCACAUACUCAUGCUGACAAGGCCUAGCAAAGACGCCAGCACUGAAUUGCUAUGUCAUCUCUUUCUUCUACUUUACCUGAAGUGCACUACCACUACUUAGGAAAAAAGAACAUUAAAACUCUCUGCAAGAACAGGGUAAUAGGGAAGAGAACACGAAGUUUCACAGAUCUGACGUUCUUUUCACAUUUUGGUUAAUUUAAAACAAGAAUGCUAAUAAUGAAAAAUCUAAAUUACUUAAAAACAAGCAAACAAACAAAAAACUGAGAAUAGCAAAACAACCUCCCCCUUUCCUCUCAGCAUUUCUGUCAUCAGAAAUUUGGCAGUAGUACACAUCCAAAGCUUUUAUCAAAUGAAGCCACUCAUUUUUACAUUGUUCCAUCUGUUUUACUGUAAAAUACUAGACAUUACGUAUUUACUGUGUAUGUAUUUCUUUUAAAAUGUGUAAGUCUUAUGUAAAUGGUUAUAAAUAUGAUUUUUUAAAAAUAAAAUCUAUGGUACAUGGGGUCUCAGUGCAAACAUUUGAAAAUACAGUGUCAAUAAUACUGUUUGUAUCUUUGCAUUCCACCAUUUUUACAGUUUUUGGAUUGUAAAAGUCAAACAGAUAUGUUUAGCAGAGUUAGAAGCUUCAACAUGUUCCUACUGAAAAAAUCUGUCAAUAUUUAAAGCUGAUCACCUGCCUCUGAUGAUGUAUAAUAGUACGACAUAACCUGGAACUGGAGCCAAAAUGGGCCUCUAAACACAAAAUGGAAAUGUCAGAUACUUAUAGAGAAGCACCACGAUGGCUCAACUCCUAAAGACACACACAUAAACCCAGAAGAACUGUUUACAGAAAAAAAAAAAAAAAAGAAAAAAGAAAAAAGAAAAAAGAAAAAAGCAAUUUAAUAAACACAAUUUAUAUGAAAACCAAAAACUUUCUUCUAUGUUACCUGCGGACCAAGAAGAAUCUUGCUUUACCAAGAGCCACCUUUUCGUUCCAGGAUCUUCAGACACCAGCCAGCAUUGGAAAAUUAAAUCUAGUGACUGUAUAGAAUGAGAUUCUCAAGUUUCCAAACAUAUUCCAUGAAGAAAAUGAAAGAGAAGCUAAACCCCACAAUUUCUUCAUCACAACAGGGCAUUAGACAGGCUGCUGUCUAACGCUAUGCUUUUAGCCAAGAUGGCCUUGCUGAGACUUCACAGAAGUCUGUUUUAUCAGAGGAAAUAACUGAAAGACAGAGUGAUUAAUAUAUAGUGUAUAAAAGUUUAGAAGAGCAACUAUUACCUGCUGUGGCUUUAUUUGGUGGUGUUAUUGUUGUUUAUUCUUUGUUUAAAUGGGAAGUUUCAAAGUAAGACCUACUUAAUAGUCAUUUACCUAUUUGCUAUUUUUCUGCUGCUUGAUCUUAGCUCAAGACCUGUCUUUUAGUUAUUUCUUUUUGCAGUUUGAUCUGCAAUGUUUGCACGUACAUAAACAUUUGUUUUGUCUAUUUUCAUUUGGCAAACUUCAGUCAAUCAGAUGGUGAAAGAUUUUUCUCCCCCAAUGUCAAUAAAAAAGAAUUCAGUGCUAUUUGUGUUUAUAAGUCUAUUAAGCUUGGUAC